AUGAGGCCACUUCAGCGCGGCGCGGUCCUGGCUCUGGGCAUCUUCUGCUGGACGCUGGUGUCCGCAGCGUCCGAGCCGCCAGUCUCCGAUGGCACAGUCCUCAGCGCGCCGACCGGGCGCUGCAGCGAGCAUGUGCUGAGCACGCGCGCCAACCGCACGCGGGUGUUGCGCGGCGUGCAGCCCACCGUCAGCAUGGCCGAGGCGGUCGGCGUGUUCACCGGCGUCGGCGUCUUCGCCUCGCUGAUCGCCUACGGCUUCCACAUGGUGCGCAAGCACGUCUACCACGACGCCGACAGCCUGGACACGGCGUUCGACGCCGGCGGUAAGGUGUCAAUCGGGCUGACGGCCACCACGAUCGUGUCGCAGUGGACGUGGUCGGCGACGCUGCUGCAGUCGUCGACCGUCUCCAGCCUGUAUGGCAUCAGCGGCCCCUACUGGUACGCCGGCGGUGCCACAAUCCAGAUCAUCCUCUUCGCCAUCCUCUCCAUUCAGCUGAAGACGCGCGCGCCCGGCGCCAAGACGUUCCUGCAGGUGAUCCACGCGCGCUUCGGCCCGCGCACGCACCAGGUGUACUGCCUGUUCGCCUUCCUCACCAACCUGGUGGUGAUGAUGUCGCUGACGAUCGCCGGCACGGCCGUGCUCAACAGCCUGGUGGCCGACCUCAGCCCGGAGAUGUCGGCCAUGCUGCUGGCCAUCGUCAUCGGCGGCUACACGCUGAUCGGCGGCCUGGGCGCCACCUUCUACGUCUCCUACUUCAACACGGCGCUCAUCUUCAUCAUGAUCCUGAUGCUAAUCGUCGAAGUGUACUACAACCCGAACGACAACCCGGACAACCCUUUCGGCAGCUCGGACCGGCUGUUUGAGUUCGUCAGUUGCAUGCGCGCCCCCGACGGCAACCAGGACCACAGCUUCCUGACGUUUCUCUCGCAGGGCGGCUUCAUCUUCGGCAUCGUCAACAUCGUCGGCAACUUCGGCACCGUGUUUUGCGACCAGGCUUACUGGCAGAGCUCGGUGGCGGCCAAGCCGCUGCAGGGUGUCUGGGGCUUCAUCCUUGGAGGCCUCACCUGGUUCGCCAUCCCCUUCUGCCUGGCCACCACCAUGGGCCUGACGUACCUAGCCAUGAGCUCGGCGCAGGACGCGCCGCUGCUCACCGACAAGGACGUGUCUAAGGGUCUGGUGGCGCCGAUGGUGGCGCAGGCGCUGCUCGGCCGCACAGGUGAGUACGCCAUCCUGUUCCUGAUCCUGAUGGCCGUCAUGUCGACGGGCUCGGCCGAGGUGAUCGCGGUCGCCUCCAUCGUCAUCUACGACGUGUACCAGGUGUACCUGAAGCCGUUCCGGGCGGACCUGGCGCCGGGCGAGUGUAUCCUGUGCGGGCGCCGACCGCGCGCCGGUCCCGACACAGUCAAGUACCUGGCUCACCUGCUGCGCUACAAGAACUGGAGCAUCGUCUGGGCGACGUUCCUGUCGGUGCCGCUAUGUGUGCUCUGCUGGACCGUCGACCUGGACCUCGCCUGGACCUACUACUUCACCGGCAUCCUCAUCUCGUCAGCCGUCGUGCCGAUCGCGCUCUCCGUGCUGUGGGUGCGCGCCAGCGCGCGUGGCAUGCGGCCGAUGCUGAUCGGCAACGUCGUCUCCGUGUCUGUGGGCGGCCUGGUGUGCGUGGUGCUCUCGCUGCUCGACAACGCGCGCAUGACGGCCGCGCAGAUGGAUCGCGAGUGGGAGAAGACACGCGACAUCGACAACCCGCUGACGCCCUGGGUGUACACCUACCGUCACUGCCUGCAGCUCAGUGACGCGUCUGAGGCCGCCAGCUACCACGAGCGUCCGCCGCUGAGCGGCAUCGUCCACCGCUUCCGGCUGGCCAAGCGGACGGCGCUGGUGGCCAGCGCCGGCUUCACGCUGCUGUUCGUCGUCAUCUGGCCGGGCAGCAUGAUCGCCGCGCACCCGCUGGACGAUGCUGGCUUCCUGGCCUGGACGACCCUCUCCAGGGGCUGGGGCUUCGUGGCGGCCGUGUUCAUCAUGGUCGUACCGCUGGUGCAGGAGGUCAUCUCCAUCGCCUCCCAUUGGAGGAAAGAGCGCCGGGAGACGCCUGGCUCAGAGCAGAUCGGACUGUCAGUGGCGGGCACCUCGCAGACAGGUCGGCGUUCGGACGAGAAAUGA
Pollicipes pollicipes is the source of this 2160-nucleotide messenger RNA. Its product is annotated as urea-proton symporter DUR3-like. The transcript has 3 exons. Gene Ontology annotation, biological process: urea transmembrane transport. Gene Ontology annotation, molecular function: urea transmembrane transporter activity. Gene Ontology annotation, cellular component: plasma membrane. The record is from RefSeq and is a predicted model, not a curated record. Bases 1 to 2160 code for a protein of 719 amino acids. NCBI's taxonomy places the organism in Eukaryota, Metazoa, Arthropoda, Thecostraca, Pollicipedomorpha, Pollicipedidae.